Molecule: messenger RNA, 1949 nt
Organism: Glycine soja
Lineage: Eukaryota; Viridiplantae; Streptophyta; Magnoliopsida; Fabales; Fabaceae
Product: berberine bridge enzyme-like 13
Exons: 1
Coding region: 28-1599 (523 amino acids)
Molecular function (GO): oxidoreductase activity; FAD binding
Source: RefSeq, a predicted model, not a curated record
GGUGACACCCACUUUUGCAACAAAACCAUGGCAUCACUGGUUUCACACUUGCGACUUUUAGUACUCCUAUUAUCAGUUUCAUUGGGAAAUUCAGCUUCACUCCAAGAAAAUUUUGUCCAAUGUCUCAACUUGAAUUCGGACAGAACAUUCCCAUUUAACCCACUAAUUUACACACCAAAAAGUCCUUCAUUCACCAGUGUCCUUGACUCCUCCGGCAAGAAUCAAAGGCUUUUGGUGCCUUCAACACCAAAACCAAAGUUCAUAUUCACACCAACCCGUGAUUCCCAUGUGCAAGCAGCGGUAAUCUGCUCCAAGAAACUUGGCAUUCAUCUUAGAGUGUUAAGUGGUGGCCAUGACUUUGAAGGAGUCUCGUACGUUUCAGAAAUUGAAAGCCCCUUCAUAGUUGUUGAUUUGAUCAAGCUCCGUGACAUCAACGUUGAUAUCAAAAGCAACACUGCUUGGGUUCAAGCUGGUGCCACAAAUGGUGAAUUGUAUUACAGAAUAUAUGAGAAGAGUUCACUUCAUGGUUUUCCUGCAGGGACUUGCACAAGCUUAGGAAUUGGAGGACACAUCACAGGAGGAGCAUACGGAAGCAUGGUAAGAAAAUAUGGACUUGGUGCUGACAAUGUCUUAGAUGCUAAAAUUGUUGAUGCCAAUGGAAGAAUUCUUGAUAGGAAAGCCAUGGGGGAAGACUUAUUUUGGGCAAUAAGAGGAGGUGGAGGUGGAAGUUUUGGUAUCCUUCUUUGGUGGAAAGUUAAGCUUGUUCCUGUUCCACCAACUGUGAUAGUUUUUACAGUUAAAAAGACCCUUGAGCAAGGUGCAACCAAGCUUCUUCAUAGAUGGCAAGAAGUGGCACCCUUUCUCGAUGAAAACCUCUUUAUCAGAGUCCGCAUUCAAAGAGCACAGAGUACUGUGACAACUUCUUACGAAGGUCUCUUCCUAGGUGGGGCAAGAAAACUCCUUAAAAUCAUGAAAACAAGCUUUCCUGAGUUGGGUGUGACAAGAAAGGAUUGCAUGGAAACUAGCUGGAUCAAAUCAGUGCUCUAUAUUGCAGGCUUUCCAAGUGGCACCCCUCCUGAAGUUCUGCUUAAAGGAAAGCCAAUAGCUAAGUUCUUCUUCAAGGGCAAGUCAGAUUUUGUAAGAAAACCGAUACCGGAAACCGGGCUAGAGGGGUUGCGGCAAAGGCUGCUGGUAGAAGACAGCCCCUUGAUUUUAUGGAGCCCUUAUGGUGGAAGGAUGAACCAAUUUUCAGAAUCUGACACCCCAUUUCCUUACAGAAAUGGAACUCUGUUCAUAAGUCUGUACAUCUCUCUUUGGCAAGAGGGAGAGAAGAAUGUUGCAAAGCACAUAGAUUGGAUUGGAAACCUUCACAACUACAUGGGGGCUUAUGUGCCUAGUUUCCCAAGAGGACAAUAUGUGAAUUACCGGGAUCUUGAUUUGGGAAUAAACACCAAGAACAACACAGGCAACAUUCAGGAAAGUGCCUGGGGCUAUAGGUAUUUCAAGAACAACUUCGACAGGUUGGUAAAGAUUAAGACCAAAGUGGAUCCUCAGAACGUCUUCAGGCAUGAGCAGAGUAUCCCACCACUUCCAAAGUAAACACAACAGGCAAGAAAUCUGAAAUAAAGCACUGGCUGUGCUGCUACAAUCAUUAGACUGUGCCACUGUGGUAUCCAUAAAUUUGUGAAAAAAGGUUGAUUUGCUAGUUUAGAGCAAUAAGGAAACGCAAAGGGGAAGUCUAACUCAAGUUUCUUUGGCUCUAAAGUUUGACUCUUUCCUAUGAAUAAUAAUAAUAAAAAAGAAGCAAUAAGGAUACAAUUAGAUCUGUUGCUUUGUUGUUGUUGUUUUUUUAUCGAUUUGAUGUUGUAACCAUGUUUGCAACUAUGUUUAUUUCUCGCUAUCCUCCAAUACUAGUUCUUUCUUAAGUUUAUAGAAUUUCCUUUUCUUUA